AUGAGCGACUAUUCAUCGUUGAAAGUGGCUGAUUUGAAGGCCGAGUGCAAGAAGCGCGGCGUCCCUCAGACUGGCCUUCGCCUCAAGCAGCAGUUCAUUGACAAAUUGAUUGAGCUUGACUCACAAACAAACCAGGUUACAACCGAAGAAGCGGCUCUAGCAGAAGAACCCACCGAACCACAGCCAUCUGCGCCGGAUGCUGUUUCACAAGAAAAGUCUCAGCCCGAACAACCGCAGGAUGAAGAGCUUGAACAAUCAAAGGAAGAACCAAUUUCACAACCCGCGGAAACAACAGCACCUGUGUCAGGAUCGGAUCGAGCUCAAGAUAGACAAACACAAGCAGAUGAGCCGACCCAAGGAGAGGCAGUUUCGGCAACUGAUGUGAAAUCGCAAAAUGUUGAACAUAUCGCAAAGCCUGCGGAGGAGGCACAAGCAGAGACAAUUACCCCCAAAGAUCAAACCCCUACAGCUGCACCUUCCCAGCCACAAAUGGAUGAGACAGCCCAAGAUGCGAAGAACGAGGACCCCAAGAAGACACAAGAAAAAUCAGUCUCCGCUGCCCAAACAUCUGAGGUUGACACCGGAUUAUCGACACCUCUCCUAGUGGAAGAGGCAUUGGAGGAUACACGCAAACGGAAACGCCGCAGCCAGAGCCCUGCUCCUACUCUAGAAGAGAUUGCAAAUAGGAAGGCUCGCGCGAAGGAAACAACCCCACGCGUGUUGCUGAAAGACGAUGAGGUGCCAGUUUCGCGCGACAAGGGGCUCAAUGAUUUAAAAUCUGAAGACCAAAAAGCAGCGGAGGACCACACAGACAAACAACCUAUCGAGACGCAAACAGACUCGCACAAAACCCCAACCAAGCAAGACGCUCGGUUCCGCAACCUGUUUCCACCUGAUGUGGACACCACCCCCGCGUUGCACGCUGCAACUUCUGCCCUCUACAUCGACGGCCUCAUGCGGCCCCUCCAGCCGGUUGCACUCCGCAAACACCUGGCCAGCCUCGCAUCCACCCCCGAAACCACAGAUUCCGAUGCCAUCAUUGACUUCUAUCUCGAUUCUAUCAAAACCCACUGUUUUGUGAGCUUCACCAGUCUCGCAGCAGCUUCGCGGGUUCGUUCUGCCGUUCAUGGGACUGUGUGGCCCAACGAACGCAAUCGCAAGAAUCUCCGAGCAGAUUUUAUCCCUGACGAGAAGAUCAAGGAAUGGAUUGAGACAGAAGAGAAAUCCCGAGACCGCGCUGGCCCUGCUGCCCGUUGGGAAGUGAGAUAUGAGACAUCUGAUGAUGGAACCACGGCUACUCUUGCUGAGGUGGGCUCCGCUCCCUCUGGGCGACGUGAAUCAGGUUUUAACCGUACUCCUCCCUUGGGCCCGCGCCGCGAUACUGAACAGUUUGACCGUCGCCCUUCCGGCGUGCCUCCCGCGGCUCCCGGCCCCCCAUCACGACCUGGGCAGGGUUUUAAGCCCCUGGAUGAAUUGUUCGAAUCUACUACUACAAAGCCAAAGCUGUACUACCUUCCCGUUCCACGCCCCGUCGCCGAUAAACGUCUAGAUCAAUUCGAUGAGCUGAUUCAGAAGGGCACAUUCCCACGUCGUGGUGGUGAUGAGAUGCGGCGAAUCACUUUCGAAGAUGAGGAUAAGUUCGUGGACAUCGGCCCUGAACGAUUUGGACCUGGCCCUCGAUCUGGUGCCGGUCCUCGUGGACGGGGACGUGGUGGACGGCGUGGGGAUUCAUGGCGCUCUUGA
Molecule: messenger RNA, 1743 nt
Organism: Penicillium hordei
Lineage: Eukaryota; Fungi; Ascomycota; Eurotiomycetes; Eurotiales; Aspergillaceae
Product: SAP domain protein
Exons: 2
Coding region: 1-1743 (580 amino acids)
Source: RefSeq, a predicted model, not a curated record